This is a messenger RNA of Pimephales promelas (fathead minnow), 1055 nucleotides long. RefSeq names its product grancalcin (gene gca). NCBI's taxonomy places the organism in Eukaryota, Metazoa, Chordata, Actinopteri, Cypriniformes, Leuciscidae. Gene Ontology annotation, molecular function: calcium ion binding. The record is from RefSeq and is a predicted model, not a curated record.
UUCCAAUGACGUCAUCAUAUGACUUCCCGUAACAGUCGAAGUACGGAAGUGAUCUGGACUGGCCGAAAACUUUCCCGUAAGAUUCAUUUUAAGUCGUUUCUGUUCCUUGAGGGUGCAAUCACUAAGUAUGGCGUAUCCUGGGUAUAAUAAUUUUGGUGGUCCAAUGCCAGGAGUUCCUGCUCAGGGUAUGGGAAUGCCAGGGGUCCCUGCUGCAGGUGGUUACCCACCACAACAAUAUGGGGCGUACCAGGGGACUUUUCCUGCUGCUCCUGCCCAGGACCCAAUGUGGGGCUAUUUCACAGCAAUAGCUGGUCAGGAUGGUGAAGUUGAUGCUGAAGAACUUCAAAGGUGCCUCACCCAGACUGGAAUCAGCGGCACCUACAAUCCCUUCAGUUUGGAAACCUGCAGGAUUAUGAUUUCCAUGCUGGAUAGAGAUCACACCGGAAAGAUGGGUUUCAAUGAGUUUAAAGAACUGUUCACUGUGCUAAACGGCUGGAAGCAGAACUUCGUAAUGGUGGACAGGGACUGCAGUGGAACUGUGGAUCCUCAUGAGAUGUCCCAGUGCCUUGUUAACAUGGGGUUCCGGGUUAGCCCACAGACACAGAAUGCCAUCAUCAAACGCUACAGCAAGAAUGGAAAGAUCUACUUUGAUGACUAUGUGGCGUGUUGUGUGAGGCUAAGGGCACUUACAGAUAACUUUAGGAGGAGAGAUACAAUGCAGCAGGGAAUGGUGAACUUCCAGUAUGAUGAUUUUCUCUUGUGUACUAUGUCUCUCUGAAGAGGAUUAAUGACAAGUACAGUAUACACUCCAGGAAGAGCACUGAAUGACUGAAAGUGCGAAGAAAUAUAUUUGCUAAUGCCAGUAUAAUGUUAUAUGUGAACGUAGGAGUAAACCAUAUAUUACUCGAUAUUGUUAACAAAAUAUGUGCCAAGGCAGACCUCAAUUGUUUUUAAAUGAUCUUUUUCAUAUUCAUUCUUUAUAAAUUCUGUUUAUUAUGUUAAAAUAUAACCACACUUACCAUGUAUUUUGCCAAUAAAACAUGGUGCAUCUUAAA